This is a messenger RNA of Caenorhabditis elegans, 348 nucleotides long. RefSeq names its product ShKT domain-containing protein (gene sshk-1). NCBI's taxonomy places the organism in Eukaryota, Metazoa, Nematoda, Chromadorea, Rhabditida, Rhabditidae. The transcript is spliced from 2 exons. The record is from RefSeq and is marked reviewed. Bases 14 to 268 code for a protein of 84 amino acids.
AUUUUAAUUCAAAAUGAAGCUUCUUGCUCUGCUCUCAUUCUGUCUUCUGAUUGCAUUUGCUUACUCCCAAUGUUGUUCUGGAGCACCCUUAGGAAUGUGCAUCAAUCAGCAUUGUCCAAAUGGAACUAUGUGCAAUAACAAUUGGUGUUGCCCUGGAUGCUAUGAUACAUGUUCGAACUGUUAUAUGUACACUGCUUACUGUAAUAACCCAUAUUACUCGUGUAGUAUGAGUUGCUGCAAGGCAACUUGUGGGCAAUGUCAUCCAUGAUUAUUGUUUUUUUUCAAAGAAAAUAAUUCAGUUGAAAGUAUGUAGAAUGAAUCAGUAAAAGAUCAUGUUAUCAUUGAAAC